Molecule: messenger RNA, 1335 nt
Organism: Pyricularia grisea
Lineage: Eukaryota; Fungi; Ascomycota; Sordariomycetes; Magnaporthales; Pyriculariaceae
Exons: 2
Coding region: 1-1335 (444 amino acids)
Biological process (GO): translation
Cellular component (GO): ribosome
Molecular function (GO): RNA binding; structural constituent of ribosome
Source: RefSeq, a predicted model, not a curated record
AUGAGCGCAGCACGUCCUGCGGCGAGGAGCCUGCUCUCGCGGCGAUGCCUCGGCGGUGCGCCUAACGCUGCCGUGCCCUCAAGUGUACUUGCCGCGACGCAAGUACAACAGCCUCCGACAUGCCGACGACAAUUCCACGCAUCAGCCCCGGCAGAGGUCAGGAGAAGACCGCGCUUCUCCAACGUGCACGCCAAGGCCAUGGGUUUGGUAACGGAGGAGGACGUCUCCAAGGCGACGAACGAGGCCUUCCCCGAGCUCACAAAGCAAGAGCUGGCCGCUAUGGAAAAGAUCUACUCCCAGGAGCAGCUGGAGGCCUUGAAGGCUGGUGAGAAGGCCGUUGAUCCAAGGGACCUGACCGUUCAGGGCCGAGUGCGAAUCGACCCCUACAGGCUUGGCUACCUAUCGGACUUGUCCAAGAUCGAUCCCGUCGUUGACAAGCGCACCAAGAAGGAACCGCCGCCCAACACCAGGGCGCGUUUCAUGACAGGCCCCGAGUUUGUUUUGGACUUUUACAGCUGGAUGCGUUCGUUCUUACCAAAGGGCCUCAAUCUGGAAAAGGAUCUCAAGAACAUGUCGGAGGACGAGUUGAACGCACUGCUGGAUAAGUACACCCCGAGUCACACGGAUUUGUUCAACUACAUGGUCAACCGCUCCUCCAUGACGGACGGCGGCCAGCCAUCCAACACUGCAAUCGCCCCGGCGUUGAUGGACAAGGUGCCUGGCGUUGCAGGCUUGUACAAACGCCAGGUCGACCCGGCGGACGAAGGUCUGGACGACGAGGGCAAAUACCAGCAGGCCAAGAAGCAGACAGGACUGUCGGUUCAGGAUAUACUAGGUCUGAGGCACAAGAUUCUUGUGCAGCGUUUCGUCACCAACCAGACUCGUCUGGGUAAGGUGCAGAGCUGGCACAUCAUGACCAUCGUCGGCAACGGCAACGGCCGGAUUGGACUGGGCGAGGCCAAGUCGGUCGACGGGCAAAUUGCCAUGCACAAGGCGAGGCUCAUGGCUAUCAAGAACAUGGUGCCCAUCCGGAGAUACGAGGAUCGGACCAUUUACGGCAGAGUCCGGGUCAAGAUAGCGGGUACUGUCGUCGAGAUGGCUGCCCGCCCGCCAGGAUUUGGUUUGCGCAUCUCCCACAGGUUAUUCGAAAUUUGCCGCUUGGCCGGUAUCAAGGACCUCUCUGCAAGCAUCCCUCGAUCGAGAAACCCCAUGAACACCGUCAAGGCUGCAAUGAAGGCUCUUCAGAGCCAGCCUGACCCCGAGGCAAUCGCCAUUGGCAGGGGCAAGAAGCUGGUUGAUGUGAGGAAGGUUUACUACGGUGGUCAUGUGAUCUAA